UAGCAUCAGUUGUUACAGUUGUAUCUGGAUCUGCCGUAUCAACAUUCAACGAAGAACGAAGAUGAAGGUGGUUUAUGUGUUCCUUGCAAUGUUGGUAGUCAUUGCACUAGGGUCUGAGAAGCCCAAGUUGGGGAUCAUUGAAGAUAAUAUUUCCUACGUGAUUCGAGGGAAAAACUCCAAGAAGCCGCCAAAGGAGCAUCCCGGAACACAUGUACAAGGCGGUAAAAGUUGGAAGUCGAUUGAAACUCCGCCUGUACUCGACAUUUCGAAGGAAGAGAAAUCAAGCUUCGAACACGGACUCUCACAACUGCAGGAGAAAGAUAAAACAGAAGAGGACAUGGCUGCCAAGAACAUGAAAGUCUCUCAUAACUCAUCUACUUACAUCCAUCAGUCCCUCUUCAAGAGUUCUGACCCGCGGUCCAUCGCAGCAGCAAGAGCAGGCUUCAUAAUAGACAGCGCCACUAAAUUCGUCAUGGAUCGCCUGCAGCUAGACAAAACCGAUGUAAUUUUCGACAUCAUGCUAUCGGAACAGCUGGCCCAAGACGAGUUUUGUGAUGAGGACCUAGUUUCGUCCUCCUGCGAGGCCUUCCGCUACUACAGGUCCUCCAACGGCACCUGUAAUAACUUGGAUAACCCGCUGUGGGGAUCCACUUUCAGGCCCUUCCGCCGUGUUGCUCCGCCCGACUAUGGCAACGGAGUGUCGAGCCUCCGCCUUGCCAAGGACCGGCAGCCCCUUCCCAGCGCCCGCCUCGUCAGCAGUGCGGUUAAUAACGUCCGGCCAAACAGCGAAUCUUCUCUCCUCUCCGUCCUCCACAUGACCUACGGACAGUUCUUCGACCAUGACCUGGCCUUCGCGCCUUUGAAUAAAGGUAUGUAUGGUGUGGCGAUUCCAUGUUGCCUUGAGGCCGAGGGCAAUCCUAUACUCCACCCUGAGUGCGCCCCCAUCCCCAUCCCUGCUGACGACCCUUUCUACUCCAAGUUCAACCAGACGUGCAUGGACUUCGUCCGCUCGGCGCCCGCCCCACGCUGCUUGCUUGGUCCACGAGAACAAAUAAACGAGAAGACGGCAUAUAUCGACGGCUCUCAGGUCUACGGAAUUGAUGACGAGAUGAUGAAGUCAUUGAGAACGAUGAAGGAUGGUCUACUUAGUGCUCAGAUAAGUAAGGAAGGUGAGGAGCUUCUUCCUGCAGACACAGACUUAGCAAACGAGUGCAAUAAGGAAGAAAAAGCCAGCAUAAAACAAUAUUGCUUUCGGGCUGGUGACAUGAGAGUGAAUGAGCAAAUUCUGCUCACUCGGUUCCACACUGUGUGGGUGCGUCACCACAACCAUCUAGCGUCUCGCCUGAAGAGUAUCAACCCAUCUUGGGAUGACGAAAAGCUGUUCCAGGAGACCCGCCGAAUUGUGAUCGCUCAGCUCCAACAUGUCACCUACAACGAGUACCUCCCGCCCAUCUUCGGCAAUGAAAUCAUAGAAGACUUUGAGCUGAAACCCUUGAAGAACAAGCAACGAAAGGUCUUUUACCGCCCUGACAAGAGUGCUGCCAUAAGUACUGAAUUUGCAACAGCUGCCCUCCGUUUUGGACACAGUAUGAUUGCUGAUCACAUUAAAAGAGUGGAUAACUUCGGCAACAUUUCCUCCGUUGAACUGUCCUCAGUGUUCAUGAACCCAUUCGACGUGUAUAUAAAGAACGCGGUACCGCAGCUGACGCGAGGAGUGGUUCGACAGAGCGCAGGUCAAGUUGACCCCUUCUUUACACCACAGGUGGCGGGCUUGCUCUUCAAAGGGAAAAACAUGUUUGGACUCGAUCUGGUGGCCCUCAACAUUCAGCGUGGGCGUGACCAUGGUAUUGCCUCCUAUACGGCGAUCAGAAACUCAUGCGAACUGUCUCCUGUUCAUGACUUUAGUGAUCUCUCGGGAAAAAUGGAUGAUGAUGUGAUUGCAAAGCUAAAGGAUGUAUACCGUCAUGUGGAUGACAUUGACCUGUUCAUCGGUGGUAUGGCUGAGCACCCGAUAGAAGGAGGAGUAGUAGGUCCCACCUUCGCUUGUAUUUUGCUGGACCAGGUCAUUAGGCUAAAAGAAGGCGACAGAUACUGGUACGAGACUAAUGACGAGGACACAAGGUUUACAGGAAGACAAGUCGAACAAAUUCGCAGCACAUAUAUCAUGAGCUAA
Messenger RNA from Penaeus chinensis, 2173 nucleotides. Its product is annotated as chorion peroxidase-like. Bases 62 to 2173 code for a protein of 703 amino acids. The record is from RefSeq and is a predicted model, not a curated record. The transcript has 16 exons. Gene Ontology annotation, biological process: response to oxidative stress. Lineage: Eukaryota; Metazoa; Arthropoda; Malacostraca; Decapoda; Penaeidae. Gene Ontology annotation, molecular function: heme binding; peroxidase activity.